GGCUCAAUUAGCUGGAGCAAUCCAGCUCCUGCCAAGUGGGGCCCAUGCAAUGGCAGCGGAACCUGUGAGAGUCAACCUGGCCAAAGAGCCAGACGAAGUGCCUGUUGAAAAGGGGCCAGACAACACGCCGGCCCGGCUCGACAUUGCUACGCUUCCACGACCCAAACAUCCAGCUGCCCCACAGAAGAUGACAUCCCAGAGCUCGAACUCACCUGAGGCAGGUGAAAGCAGCCUGUCAGCUCCAGAUGUCGAAGGAAUGGCCCAAGGACAUGACGCAGACCCCGAAGGCGCCGAGCGCCGCGCUGGGAUUCCCUUUGAGAAGCCCACACACCUGGCAAGCAACACGCGCGGCCAGGUCAAUGCGGAAGACGAGGAGGAGGAGGAGGAGGAAGAGGAGGAGUCAGAGGAAGAGGAUGAAGAGGACGACGAAGAGGACGACGAAGACGAAGAUGGCAAGGAGGGGAAGUCGCAGAUCAAAGACUUUGGCCAGCAACCACUACAUCCAGAGCUUUGGCAUGGCUAUGUGGAGCUGGUGAAUCGAGAGCAGCUCCUGGACAAGCGUGAGGCCGCCCUACGUCAAAAGGAGAAGAAGCUGCGCGAAGUUGCCACCAGCUGCUCUCAGAAGACUCAGAAGUUGGACAGGGAGCGAGAGGCAUACGUGCAGAACUCCAACAAGUUGGAGGAGUUCAAAAGCGUCUUGGACAAGAUGAGGGAUAGCGUGGAGGUGAAAGGCCAGGAGCUGAAUCUGAAGCAGGUUGAGCUUCUUCACCGCGAGAAGCGGCUGGAGCAGAUGGAUGAGACGUUUGCUCGAAACAAGAGCAAGCAGCUCGCGGAAGUGCAGCAGCGAUUCGCUCAAAAGGAGGAAGAGUUCAGGCGCAAGGAGGAAGACAUCAGAGUCUGGGAGGAACGGAUCAGCCGAAGGGAGGAGGAUGUCAGACGGCGGGAGGAUGACAUGAGGCGAAAGGAGGCACGCAAUCGCUCCGACACAGAACAGCAACAGCAGGCCCUAGCAAAGUCCCAAGAACGGCUUCGAAAACGCCAGGAGGACUUGAAUGCCAAAGAGCGUGACUUGCAGACCAAAGAGCGCAGUUUUGAAGGUGUGGAGGUGAGGAGCAAGCGUGUGGAGCAGCAGAACAAGUACCUCUCAGCAGAGAUCGAGCGCUUGAAAAAGAUCCUCGAGGCUCGGGAGGCCCGCGACGCCCGCGACGCCCGCGAUGCCCGCGACGCCCGCGACGUCCGCGACCUGGAGACGAGCUUAGGCUCCGGCGUCGCCGGCCCCGCCGCGGCCGCGCCGGGUCUGGGCGUCGCCGCGCCGGUGACCUCACCGGACACCGACUUCUUCCGAGGCCUCCCCGAGCUCAGCCCCUAUGUCUCCGGGCGAGAGCGCGGCGAACCAAGUCAACAGGGCCAGAUCUUGAACUCCGUGUGGGGAGGUCCUUACCUACACUGACAAGAGAGCCACAUUCAAGUUUGAG
Molecule: messenger RNA, 1475 nt
Organism: Effrenium voratum
Lineage: Eukaryota; Dinophyceae; Suessiales; Symbiodiniaceae
Source: the annotation of a GenBank genome assembly